GUCUCCAACUUUCAGUUGCUUUCGAGCUGCACAAGGCGACGGUUGAAGUUUUUGGCGCUUACCGGUUAGGGAAAAAAAAACAACUUCCACAGAAAGAAAAGCAAGAGAGACUAUCUCUAGAGAGAGAGCAAGAGCAAGAGCGAGAGCGAAAAGUGAAAGACCGAGAAACCAGCGAAGAAUUCUUCGUGCGCGAUCGCCGACUUGAAAUAACUUCAGUUGCCCUGCAGAAUUCCCAGCGAACGGUUCGUUCAGCGGAAAAUCGCGUCGCGUUUUUGCUAAAAAAAAAUAUUUCACUUAUUUUUUUUUUUAAGUUCGGUGCUUUCGGUGCAGUGUGUUCUGUUAUUAUUAUUAGUUACAACAAUUAUUUUUUUUUUUGGUUUUUAUAAAUAAUCGAACCCCGAACUUCCUGUGGCAUGUCGAGGCAGCAAGUCAAACAAUCCCAAACUCGUGCCAAGUGCUAAAAAAAAUCAUUCAAGGAAGUUCCAAAAGUGUGCGAAAAAAAAGGUUUUCAAAAAUCCCGCAAAACCAAAAAAAAUAUAAAAAAAAACCUAAAAAAAUUAAUAAGGAAAAAUUAAAAAAGUAUAAAAAAGGAACUUCGCCUAACAGGAGGUGUGAGCGAGAGAGCGACAAUGCAUCGCACGCAGCCGUCGCUGCCAAUGCCGCUGCUGCUGGCUCUGGCGUUGGCGUCGGCGCUGGCUUUUGCGCAGGCGCAGUCGCAGAAUAUAGAUAUUGGAUGCAGUUUCCCUGGCUCACCGGCGCAUAGCAGCGUUGUCUUUACCAAUGCGAAUCUCACCCAGGGCACAGUGGCCUCCUACAGCUGUGAGCGGGGUUUUGAGCUUUUGGGACCGGCGCGGCGUGUCUGCGACAAGGGGCAAUGGGUGCCAGAGGGCAUUCCGUUCUGUGUUUUAAACGUUGCCGCUGGAAAGGCUCCCAUGCAGAUUUCCACUGAUGGCGCUGGUGCUCCACAAAAGGCCAUUGAUGGAUCGACGUCUGCCUUCUUCACGCCAGAGACCUGCUCCCUGACCAAGGCAGAGCGUUCGCCCUGGUGGUAUGUCAACCUUCUGGAACCCUACAUGGUGCAGCUGGUCCGUUUGGACUUUGGCAAGUCUUGCUGUGGCAACAAGCCAGCCACUAUAGUCGUGCGAGUGGGCAACAACCGACCGGAUUUGGGCACCAAUCCUAUCUGUAAUCGUUUCACUGGACUCCUGGAAGCUGGACAACCACUCUUCCUGCCCUGCAAUCCCCCAAUGCCCGGAGCUUUUGUCAGUGUCCACUUGGAGAAUAGUACACCCAAUCCACUGUCCAUUUGCGAGGCUUUCGUCUAUACGGAUCAGGCUCUGCCUAUCGAAAGGUGUCCGACAUUCAGAGAUCAGCCACCAGGUGCUUUGGCCUCCUACAACGGCAAGUGCUACAUCUUCUACAACCGCCAGCCAUUGAACUUCCUGGAUGCCCUGUCCUUCUGCCGCUCCCGUGGCGGAACUCUGAUCAGUGAAAGUAAUCCGGCGCUGCAGGGCUUCAUCAGUUGGGAGCUGUGGCGACGUCACAGGAGUGAUGUUAGUUCCCAGUACUGGAUGGGAGCGGUACGCGAUGGUGGCGAUCGUAGCAGCUGGAAAUGGGUUAAUGGCGAUGAACUGACUGUCUCCUUCUGGAGUCAUCCUGGUGGCGAUGAGGACUGUGCCCGUUUCGACGGUUCCAAGGGCUGGCUGUGGAGCGACACCAACUGCAAUACGCUGCUGAACUUCAUCUGUCAACAUCAACCGAAAACCUGUGGACGACCAGAGCAACCGCCUAAUUCCACAAUGGUGGCCUUGAAUGGUUUCGAAGUGGGUGCCCAGAUCAAGUACAGUUGUGAUGCCAACCACCUGCUGGUGGGUCCAGCCACGAGAACAUGCUUGGAGACUGGAUUCUACAAUGAGUUCCCGCCCGUGUGCAAAUAUAUCGAAUGUGGUCUCCCAGCUAGCAUUGCCCAUGGAUCUUAUGCUCUGCUGAACAACACUGUGGGCUAUCUGAGUCUGGUGAAGUACUCCUGCGAGGAGGGUUACGAGAUGAUAGGACGAGCACUGCUAACCUGUGACUUUGAUGAGCGAUGGAAUGGACCACCACCCCGUUGUGAAAUUGUGGAAUGCGACACGCUGCCUGGCAAUUACUACAGCACCAUUAUCAAUGCUCCCAAUGGCACGUACUAUGGAUCCAAGGCGGAGAUUAGUUGUCCACCCGGAUAUCGCAUGGAGGGACCUCGAGUGCUUAGCUGUUUGGCCAGUGGUCAAUGGAGCAGUGCCCUGCCACGUUGCAUCAAACUGGAGCCCUCAACACAGCCCACUGCCGCGCCAACUGUUCCUGUACCCUCGUCGGUGGCCACACCACCGCCCUUCCGUCCUAAGGUUGUUAGUUCCACGACUAGUCGCACUCCAUAUCGCCCAGCGGUAUCUACAGCUAGCAGUGGCAGUGCCACCAGCACAGUGGGCACGUAUCCAAGUCUCAGUCCCACGCAGGUCGAGAUCAACGGCGAAUCUGAAUCCGAGGAGGACAUUAAUGUCCCACCAGUGCCUGGAACAGUACGCGAGGAGUUCCCACCGCGCCGCACUGUCCGACCAGUGCUUAUCCCGAAACCCAACAGCACGCCGGCAGCUUUGCCACCUACCACCCACCACGUGCCACCUCAACCGCCGUCCACCUAUGCACCAACACCGCCACGCAGCUCGCGACCAAGUGGUGCACCCGGCGGUGGUGCAGUGGAGACAACCACACGGAAUACUCAGCAGAUCAUUGCCAAUUCACAUCCACAGGACAACGAAAUCCCCGACAGCGUUAAUAUCCAGCAAAAUCAAUCGCCCAAUGUCAAUGUGCCCUUCGCCGUUGACAAUCCCGAUCGCAAGGAGACCAAGGAGGCUAAGCUUAAUUUGGGAGCCAUCGUUGCUUUGGGUGCUUUCGGUGGCUUUGUUUUCCUGGCCGCCGUCAUCACCACGAUCGUGAUCCUUGUCCGAAGCACCCCGAACAGCCAACGGCGGCACCUAGCCAAACACUUAACCGCUUACCAACAUCAUCAUGCUCAUCAUCACCACCACCAGCAGAUCCAGCAGUUCCAUCAGCAGAACCAGCACCAGCACCACCAACAGCAGCAGAAGCAGAAGCAGCACCACCAGAAGUACAACAACCAGAAGUACUACCAACCACAAACGAAGAAAAGCCAGGGAAUCGGAAUCGGGAAGGUUGCCGGGAUCGGGAUCGGGAUCGGAAUACCGCGGCCCAGUCGAUUGCCCAGCUAUGCCACGGCGACGGCCACCAGCGCCACCAGCUAUGCAUCCACAGCCCAAUUAACCCAACUGUUUGCUGGUGGUUCUGGGUCAGCAGGUGCUGCUGGCUUAGAGGGUUGUGGCUAUGGUAGCAUCGGUUCGAGUGGUGCUGGUGGUCCGACUCAGCCGGGUUCAUCCAUGUGGUAUAGCGUUUUGGCUUUGCCCUUCGAUGAUCAGAAGCUUGGUCGACGGGAAUUCAGCAGCUAUGGUCGUGGCUAUCGCGCCCGGGCCGGACUUUUCAGCAGCUCCCACAUAAAUCGAACCACUCAACACUAUCGCCAUCGCGCCUCACCCGACUGCAAUACGGUGGCCAGCUUCGAUAGCUCCACCUCCGGAUCACGCAAUGGACUCAACAGGUACUACCGCCAAGCCUGGGAGAACCUGCACGAGUCCGCCUCGAAGAACAGCUCACACAACGCCCUCCGCCGCAAGGAAACUCUCGAUCCGCCCAGCAUGACCCGUUCCCGCGACAAUCUGCGUGAUAAUAUGCAGCGAUCCCGCGAAAAUCUUGACAGAUGCGGCAGGGACAAUUAUGGCAUGCGGGAUGACUCCGAAAUGGUGGUGUCCUCGGUGGUGUCAGAUGUGUGUUUGAAGGGCGAAAAGAAACGCCAUCAUCACCAUCACCACAAGAGCAGCUCCCGCAAUGGCGACUAUCGCGAUCGGGAUCAGUCAUCCGGCAGACGCGAACACCACCGACACAGUGGUGGUGGCGGUGGAGGCGGUGGUGGCGGUCAUUAUUGACCAACCAUGGUCAUCACCAUCAACGUGGAGCGGCAGUAGCCAAUCGAAAGUCGAGGCCAGCAGUCGGUGUAGAAAUCGGAUUCGGAUUCGGAUUUGGAUAUGGAUUUGGAUUUUUCGUAUAUGGAUUCAAAUUCGGAAAUCGGAAAUUGCAAUCUGAGUGCUGCAAAAGCGAGCGCAACAACGAAACGUUUUUUGUUUAAUUUUAGCAACAGUUUUUUUUCGCGCUUUAGUUAUGUAAGCCAGUUGAUGGAUCACCCGUGUGGGGUUGAUCGAGAAUAGGGUUCGGCAAAUGUGGAGGAGACUUUUCUGUUCAUAGUGAAAAAAAAGGAAACAAAAUGUUAAACAAACAGCGCAAGAGAUCCUUUAACUUGCAAGUCAAUACUUAGCUAUAUAAAUACUCGUACAUGCGACAUUUUAUCGGGGCAAAAUACUGAGGCCUCUGAAGAUUUAAGAACCAUAUUUUAAAUUUAGAGAUUGUAGGGCAAUGUUAAAAUAGAUGUCUUGUUAAAUAUGCCUUCAUUUAGUUCACAAAUUUGAACCAAUAUUAAUUAUAAAUUAAUUACAUAUUUUUUUAUAAGAACUCAAACCCAAUAAUGUCUAGAUUUUGAUGGUUUUUAAAGCUUCAGAAGCUUUAUAAGUAUCUAUGCACUCGUGCUAAGAUUUGGUCCGAACUCGUAUAAUUUAUUCGCAAAGCUUUCGUAAGGUUCUUAGUUAAAUUUUCUCUAUGAAUUAGUUGUAUGUAAAGGCAUGAACAGGGCAAAAAGGCGAGGCGUAGUUAUUAGUUGCAAGGCACCAGGCACCCACACCCACUUCCCAAUCCUUCACCCAACCACCACACACCCACUUUCACCCAGCAAGCAGAUCACACAGCUGCAGCCAAAUUAUGUGCAACUUGGUUUCGUUUGAGGUCUCAAGCCAAAUCGACUUGCUCAUAGUCGCAAAUUAGUUACGUAAACACUUACACUAGAUAGAACUAUCCAUCCAUUCCUCGAUAAAAAUCCCAAAAAAACAAUCACACAACACACCAAUCACAAUUGUCGAAAUAUAAAAAAGUGCAGCAUAUAAUAUCGUAGUACGUGUGCCACAGAACUUACUGUAUAAAAAUCUGCACAGAAUCGAACGAGUAUAUAUAUUUAAAAAGAAUAACCCAAACCAAGCUGCACCAUUCCAUUAUUUUUUUUACCUACCCAUUAUGUAUGUGUAUCGCCCUGUAUUUCUAUUUCUAGAGUCUUGUAAUUUGUAGAUUUUGUUUUCGAGUGUGUAUCGUCGAGCGGUCCAGUGCUAAAACACCGCUUAUAGUAUGCAAUAUUAUUUGAAUUUCGUGCAUUAUUUUCCAAUGUAA
Messenger RNA from Drosophila eugracilis, 5376 nucleotides. RefSeq lists its product as uncharacterized. Bases 630 to 4034 code for a protein of 1134 amino acids. The record is from RefSeq and is a predicted model, not a curated record. The transcript is spliced from 11 exons. Lineage: Eukaryota; Metazoa; Arthropoda; Insecta; Diptera; Drosophilidae.